Adineta steineri is the source of this 3228-nucleotide messenger RNA. The record is from the annotation of a GenBank genome assembly. NCBI's taxonomy places the organism in Eukaryota, Metazoa, Rotifera, Eurotatoria, Adinetida, Adinetidae.
AUGCUUAUUCUUAUUGUUGUUUAUCUGUGGGAUUUACUCAUUAUUAUAACAACUGCUGUUGGUGGUCAACAACAAUUACGUACUCAAACAUUUGACAUCACUAUUGGUGGUGUUUUUACUGAUAGAGACGAAGGAACAGAAACUCAAAGUAUGGAAAAUAUAUUUAAAUAUGCUAUUUUUCAUUAUAAUCGUUUGGCAAAAGAAGCACAUAAUUUGUCAUUUAAAAUACGUAUUAAAGAAGAAACAUUAAGUUUAAUUGCUGCUGAAUCAGCUGUACAAACUGUUCAUGAUGUCUGUACUCUUGUACAUCAACGUCGUGUACAAGGUAUAUUUGGUCCACCUUAUCCUGAAUUAGCAACACUUGUUCAUUCAAUAUGUUAUCAUGUUGAUAUACCCUUCAUAAAUGUAUGUUCAUCAUGCUAUGAUGCAGAAAAUGCUGAUGACGAACCUAAUGAUGAUAUUGACCAUACGCCAAGACGUGAUCGUAUGUCUAUUAAUUUAUAUCCGUCCAAUCAAGAUCUUAAUGUUGCUUUUCAUAAUUUAACACAUAAAUUAAAAUGGACUAAAUUUCUUAUUAUAUAUGAUAUGGAUUCAGGUUUGACACGUCUACAAAAAUUGCUCAAUGAUCCAGGUGUCAAUCAAACUGAUAUCCUUGUACGUCAAUUUACACAUUAUAAAGAUCGUAGCGUACUUAAUGAUGCUAUUGGACGUGGUAUCAAUAAUAUCAUAUUAGAUUUAAAUGAUUUAAAUACUCGUACGGUAUUAAAAAUGGCUUUACAAAUGGGAAUGAUCAAUGCACAUUAUCAUUUUGUAUUAACAACAUUGAAUGUUGAUACAUAUGAUUUAGAAGAUUAUAGAUAUAAUUUUGUUAAUUUAACAGCAUAUCGAUUAUUUAAUCGUCGUGAUGCACGUGUACAAAUGGCAAUGGAAUCAUUUUUUGCUUUUAAAACAAUGCCAAAUAAUGAAACUAAUCGUCGUUUAUUUACAACUUCAGUUGCAUUAUGGGCUGAUGCUGUACUUGCAUUUGCAUAUGCUUAUGAUAAAUUAAUUGCAUCACAAUUACAACUUGGUGUAGAUUUAAUACGACCGAAUAUUUCAUGUACUGAUGGUCGUGGAUGGUCAUUAGGAAUUGAACUUCAUUCAAAAUUUAAUCAAAUUUCUUUUGAUGGAAUUACUGGUAAAAUACAAUUUACAUCAAAUGGAGAACGCACAGGAUUCGAACUCGAUGUUGUUCAUCUAUCGGAAACUGGCAUAUCAAAAAUUGGUUCAUGGUCACGUACAAAAGGUGCGAAUUUUACAUUAACAUCAGUUACACGUGGCGGUUUAUUUAAUUCUACAUUAAUUGUUACAACUAUUGUUGAAGCUCCUUAUGUAAUGUUUAAAAAUAGUCAAAAUAUAAGUGAUUUACUCUAUCAAAAUUAUACAAAUAAUGAUUUUGAAGGAUUUUGUGUUGAUCUAUUAGAAGAAUUGUCUCGUAAUCUUAAAUUUCAUUAUAAAAUUAAACCUAUUACAACAGCUCGUUAUGAUGAUAUGGUUGAAGAAGUGAAACACAAACGAGCUGAUUUAGCUGUUGCACCCUUAACUAUAAAUUAUGCAAGAGAAAAACAAAUUGAUUUUACUAAACCCUUUCUUAGUUUGGGUAUAGCCAUUCUAUUUAAAUUACCUAAACCUGAAAAACCAGGUUUAUUCAGUUUUUUAAGUCCACUCUCACUUGAAAUUUGGAUUUAUACAUUUGCUGCUGUAUUUACUGUUAGUUUUAUUCUAUUAUUAAUUGCUCGAUGUUCACCUGAUGAAUGGCGUAAUCCUUAUCCAUGUGAUACUGAAUAUGAUAUUUUGGAAAAUCGUUUUACAGUUAGUAAUACAUUAUGGUUUUCUAUUGGAACAUUAAUGCAACAAGGUUCCGAUGUUAGUCCUUCGGCUAUAUCAACUCGUCUUGUAUCUGGUAUAUGGUGGUUUUUUACAUUAAUUCUUAUCUCAUCUUACACUGCUAAUUUAGCUGCUUUUUUAACUGUUGAAAAACUUGUUAAUCCAAUCGAAAGUGCCGAAGAUUUAGCUAAACAAACUAAAAUUAAAUAUGGACUUGUUCAAAGUGGUUCCACCGAACAAUUUUUUCGAGAAUCGAGCAUUCCAACUUAUCAAACUAUGUGGAAACAUAUGCAAAAUAAUCCGGAUGUAUUUGUUAAAAAAACUCAUGAUGGUAUUGAACGUGUUAAAGCUGAAUCAUAUGCAUUUCUUAUGGAAUCAACAUCAAUUGAAUAUACAGUACAACGUGAAUGUAAUUUAACGCAAAUUGGUGGAUUACUUGAUAAUAAAGGUUAUGGAAUUGGUUUACCAGAAGGAAGCCCAUAUCGUGAACGUUUUUCUGAAAUAAUUCUUGAUUUACAGGAAAAAGGAAUUAUUCAAAAAUCCUAUAAUAAAUGGUGGAAAGGUAAAGGAACAUGUUCAUCAGAAAAAAAAGAUUCCAAAGCAAAUCCAUUGGGUUUAACGAAUGUUGGUGGAAUCUUUGUGGUGCUGCUUGGCGGUGUUUUUCUUUCGUUAUUAGUUGCUAUCCUAGAAUUUUUAUGGCAUGCACGUAAAAAUCAUGCAAAUCGACGACAAUCUGUUUGGUGGGAACUAAUGAAAGAACUUCGAUUUUCUAUUCAAUGUGGUGCUUCAAAUCGUAAAGCACUUGUUGCUCGUCGAUGUUCUCAAUGUACAAUUGAGAAUGACGAUGUUGAAUUAAAUGAAAUACCUCCACAAAAUCAAUUACUUCCUCAUAUACAUAGUAGACGUUCAUUAUCAGCAACAUCGGAUAAUUGUCCAAAUACUUCACAAAAUUCUAAACGUCGUACAACUGUCGAACGAACAUCAGAUUCUGAUAAAUUUAAUACAUUACUUAUGCUUGCUGCCGAACGAACAAGUUAUCUUGAUACACGUCGUAAAAAAUAUUUUAAUGAUACUCAUGUAACUCGAAAACAUCGUCAUUUGUCAACAUCACCACAACGAAAAGAUGUUCCACUUGUAUUAGUUGAACAACAAGAACAACAACAAUCGCCACAACAACCAACAAAUCAUGUACGAUCUCAAGUAGUUCGUUUUCCUAAACAUGCAGAUCUAUCGCCUCAAAGUAGUUUACAAAUUCCUCAUUAUGAAGAUGAUGAUCCACAUACUGCCGAUAUAUCAUCGGGUUCAACAUCAUCAGCAGCAGCAGCAAAUCUUCGUCCUUUACCACGUGUUUCUCGAUUGUGA